GAGAUACAAGGAAGAGGACUGAAGACGAUGCAGGAGACUGAAACAAGAGUUUGGGAACCUCUGCUAUCGUAUACGAUGCCUCUCGUUCCCCCGUGUGAUCACGCUCCUGAGUGUGCGUGGCCGCGGUGCGCGACGGUUCUUUGACUCGGUGCCGGGAGUCAGUCAACCCGGUGACGGCUUCCAGGCUGCGUGCUGGUCUCUGCCAAGCGUGGUCCUCGGUGCUCGGAGCCAAGGUGGCGAACGCGGGUCCGCGUGUGCGUACGUGCGUACGAGAUCGGCAAGUCGGGUAACGUGCGCGGGAUUUAUCGAGGAUCAACGAACGACGAUUCGUCGGCGAUCUCAAAGCCGAGAUCGUUGCACGUGGGAAAACCCGACGUCGGAGGGAACUUUCGGGCGCCUGCUCUGAAAAUGCGAAAAGCCCGCGAUGCGCGCGGUCGACAGGUGACACGUUCACGCUGAAGACGCGAAAGAGUUAGCGUCCCCCAGUACUCGCAGUGUGACGAGACGAGUGCGUCGUCCCGCUUCCUUCGAAACGCGAUGCAUCGUCAACGAGCGUGACGGUAAGCGGAUCGAGGGAUUUUUCGGCGCGAUCGAUACGCGGUCGGACCGUCGCGCGUGAGCCGAUUGUGGGAUUCAUUGUGGGAUCCGCUUGUGGCAACGAGAACGAUGAAACCAGGAAGCGCGGGUGUGAUCUCGAGGUCGAUCUAGCCGUAUAAGCGAUAGAUCAACCUUCUUUCCCGGCGUCCCACGCGCGUGCUUUGAAAUCUCUCUCAUCUCUUUCACAUCGAUCGCAAGCAGAGGCCUGCUUAUGAUUUAUGUUCCGCAACGACUGUUUUAGAGAGAAUCUAUAGGAUCGCUCCGUCUCAUUGGAUUCGACCGGAUCUUCGGCUUCGGAGGCAACGCGCUUUCCCGAUAGAAGAAAUCAUCCUGUGAGUGUCAUCCUGCACGACGAGUCGAAGUAGUCGCACCGUUCGCAAGAAAGCGCACCUUGACGAAUCUCUCGAGUACCUCCGCUCUUUCUGCGUUCUACCGCAUUCUAAACGCGAAGUGCGUUCGAUCUCGGCGCGAUCGGCGAUUGGUGAUCGGUGAAAGGAGAUCAACGCGGGGACCUUCGGCGCCGCAUCCGCCACCGUCGCCAUCCGCCAUCCUGACGGAAUCCUGCAGACCCAGCGAACGCAGAGGCGGUCCGAGCUGCCGCGGCUCGAGAGGAUCCACGAGGAAUUCCCCACGGACACCAGGACGAUCGCCAGACGACGUACCGCCGCAUCCGCGAUGGAGGACGAGCUGCGGUGCCCCUGCUGCAAGGAGCUGUUUGUGGAACCGGUGCUGUUACCCUGCUGGCACGCGCUGUGCCUGGCCUGCGCGGUAAAUCUGCAGGCGCCGCCGGACUCUCCGCCGGAAUCCACCGCCGACUCGUCCAACGCGCCCGGCUCCGAUCAAGAGGCCGACAAGCUGUCGAUCCUGUCGGAGACCGACUCCGGGGUGGUUUGCAGCAGCACGUCCACCAGCUCCCGGCCGGGCAGCUACGUCGGCACCCCGGGGAACGGCGGCUUCCCGCCGUCCGGCGGUACCCUCUGCCUCUCGUGCCCGGUUUGCCAGAAGACCGUCUACUUCGACGAGGGCGGCGCUCACAAUCUGCCCAAAUACCGCGCGAUGCAGCACAUCGUCGAGAAGUACCAGGAGUCGCGGAACUCACGGCUGCAGUGCCAGAUGUGCGAGGGGGAGCCGCGCGAUGCAACGGUCGCGUGCGAACAGUGCGAGGUUUUAUACUGCGAUGCCUGCAGGGAGUCCUGCCAUCCGAAAAGGGGCCCAUUGGCGGCUCAUAACCUGGGACCACCGAGAGGCAGCUGGCAAUUAAGUGGGAAUAAGGGUUCCCGACCCGAGGGCACACCGAUCUGCAAUGACCAUAAUGGCGAAGCGGUAACCCUCUACUGUGCCCUCUGCAAAAUCGCGAUAUGCGCCCUGUGUCUUCGUGAUCGUCACGCUGCGCAUCCUCACGACGUUCUACCCUUGGCCGCUGCUUGCAAAGCACAAAAGACGGAGCUGUCGCAGAAUCUGCAGCAGCUGUCGGAGAGGGCUCGCUCGACGACGGAAUUCAUUCAAAGGCUCAAAGGAAUGACGGAUAAAGUACAUGAGGAAUGCGUGGCGCUCGAGGAGGAGGUCGAGGAUCGAGUGGCAAACUUGGUGAGUCUUCUGCAGGCGAGGAAGUCACGGUUGAUCGAAGCCGCCCGACAGACCAGAGAGGCGAGAGUGCGCUCGUUGCGAGACCAGGUGGCGAGAUGCGCCACGCAUCUGCAGAUGACCACGGCACUGCUUACCUUUUGCAUCGAGGCCCUGAAGGAGACCGACAGCGCGGCCUUCUUACAAAUCGGCGGCAUGCUGUCGGUCCGAGCGGCGACCGCCGCCGGCUCUUGGGGCGGCGCCGAGGGUGUACAGGAGAUUGCUCGUCUGCCGCUGCUCGAUCUCACCCUGGACGACAAACCGUUGCGCCGUGCCAUCGAUCAGCUCACCUUCGUCCAGCUCAAACCGUCGGAGGGGGAAGAACGAUUUCCUACAGCAGCACCCGGAGCGCCUCUGCUGAUCCCCGAAGAGUGUAGCGCCGAGAACAACAGCGUCACCGUUGCCUGGCAGCCGCCACCUGGCCACGGAAUUAUGGGCUGCGCCGGACAGAGGGGUCCCGCCAUCGAGGGAUACCUCUUGGAGCUGGACGACGGCUGCGGCGGGGAGUUCAGGGAGGUGUACUGUGGCCGUGAGACCAUUUGCACGGUAGAUGGGCUGCACUUCAACUCGCUCUACAACGCCAGGGUGCGGGCCUUUAACAGCGCCGGUGAGGGCGAGUACUCGGAGUUGAUCGGCCUUCAGACCGCCGAGGUGGCGUGGUUUUCGUGGGCUACCGGCGCGGCUGGCAUACCGCAGGAGGUGUCCAUAUCCGAGGACGCGAUGAGCGCGUCCUGCGAGGGUUACGAGCACCGUGUGGUCCUCUCGAGCGUCGGCUUUUCGCGGGGUGUGCACUACUGGGAGCUGACCAUAGAUCGAUACCACAGUGACACCGAUCCAGCCUUCGGUAUCGCCCGGGCCGAUGUAUCGCGCGAUCAGAUGCUGGGUAAAGACGACAAGGGCUGGAGCAUGUACAUAGACCGGCAGCGGUCGUGGUUCAUGCACGGUGGUGGUCAUGCACAGCGCACGGAGGGUGGCGUCCAGCAAGGCUCGACCGUCGGCGUCCUCCUCGAUCUCGACACCACGCACACGCUACGCUUCUUCGUCAACGAUCAGCCGCAGGGCGGUAUCGCCUUCCGUGAUCUCUACGGCGUUUUUUAUCCGGCGAUCAGCCUGAAUCGCGGCGUAACCGUGACUCUUCACACCGCCCUGGACGUGCCGCGUCAUCUCCUCGCACUUCACGAGGAGUACGUAAGCGACAUGGUUCAGAGCUAGGGGUACCUUAACGUCCUCAAGAAAGGUCUGCUCGAGAUCGGCUCGCCUUUAGGCCCGACGAUAUACGCCGCGGACAGGUGCAGAGACUUUGAGUCGGGCCAGCUGCUGGAGAAGAUCAUCGAGGAGAGCCCGGUCGACGUUAAUUAAUUGAUAGAUUCUUUGAAUAUCAUUUAAAGCGAUCGACCGUUAGUUCGUUUUCUGUAAUACCGCUUGGCACGAAGCGUUACGAAAUGGCGUCUGACACCGCUCCGAAAUGUUAUAAUGUUAAUGAAGAUACUUUUGCUCUUCUGCUAUGCAGCUAAGUGUAAAUGGUUUGAUCUCCUCAGGAAUUUUAGGGACGCAAUUUUUUUUCCAGUAUCUCGCUCCGUAUUUAGAAGUGUAUAUUUUUACGAAGCAUUUUCCACGCGAUUAUGUCACGCAUUUUAUGUUAUAAAUCUGAUUUACUAUAAAUAAGAACGCAAUCUUUUUUUAUUUAGAAUUAAGAAAUGUAUUGUCCCUGGGGAUGUUAAUCUGGGAAAAAUGCGCCUCGCGCUAGUUGUCUGGAUAUAAGCGGGCUCCGCGAGGAAUAACGAUUCAACAGGUCCAAAAACUUUGGCGAGAAGAUUUCUGAGGGAGGCGCUAACCGUUGACCCUUUUGGAUUCGCCUUGUUUGAGAAACUGAAACUUAGAAUCCAGACUCCGUAGAUGGGAAAUCGGGAUUUAUACUUUCCUAUCUCAUUCACAUGAUCGAUGAUCAUAUUAAACGAAACCUAUAAUAUUAAUCGAAGCGCCGUACGUUUCGAAAUAUAAGACGCAGCGUAAAAUCACUCGAAGAGUGAAAAGUCACUUUAUUCCGGAGAAUUUAACGAGACUGACAUUCACGCACACGUCACACGAUCCAUAAAUAAUACGUCCAGUUAGGAGGCCGCAGGAAAGCUAAGAUAAAGCUCCCUCCGCUAAAAGAUCAGUCCAUUUUCUAUUUAUAUCAUACUUCACAAAAGCGGAGCGAAGAAAGUAUUUUUUUCUACGCGCUUUUCCUAAAUUCAUUUCUUCAAGUAUCGUCCUCGAAGGAGACCUGAUGCACUUCUGAGAAUUGGUGCUUUCGACCUGCGGUCAAUUAACUCGAAUUCCCUGUCCAGCUAUGAUCUAGAAAGAGACGUAGAGAAAUUACCGGGAACACUUAACCGAAGGUGGAACGAUCGGCCCUCGGAGGCAAGGAGACGUCCAUUAGCAAAUAGCCAAGUAUCGUUGCCGACAAACUUUGUUGAGGCUCGUAUUCGAGUAGAAACGAUCAAUCGGUCGGUUCGAGAGCUUCAAAUAAGAAGAAGUCUCUUACGGAAUUCAUCGCUCGACGGAGAGAGAAGGACGAGCGAGAGAAAUAGUCUUGCUCGUCGGCAACCUUUCUCGAUAUUCUCGACGGAACGGUGGUUCUCGGUAACUUUUUACUCCGGGGAGAAUAGAAUCGAAUCGGGGUGCGCGAAGGACACCUCGAGGAUCGACAUAAGGCAUCGAGGAUCUCGAGUAGCCUUUCUCGCAGCGUGCUCCGGGCUAGCUAGUAAAGAAAGUCGACGAUCAGUCCCACCGGGCGGCAGUUCGCCGCAGUUUUUGUCGCUCGCGUAAUUAACUCUUUCACCGCACCUGCUGCCGUACAGCACGCGUCCGUCUUCGACGAUUAAAGAUCGCAACGUAACUUUGUUCACUACGCGAACAAAGGCAAGACGUUGGAAAUUUUUGAGAAUUUUUACGAUAUUUUAUUAAGUAACAUCUUCUUAUUAUAAAUCUUUGCGAAAGAAGAAUAAUAUGUUGUUUUGAGAAGCAUAUUUUUCCAUGAUAAAUCCCUAAAAAAAGACACUUGUACAACUUGACGUCCGUGAUUAUUUAUCUCUCGGAAAAUAAAUGAAGUGCAUUUUUAAUAUCUAAUUGAAAUGAUCGAUGAAUAUAUUUAACUCUUUUAAUUCGCCGCUGAUACGGUUAAUGACCGUGCGAAAUCGCGAGCUUCCGAUCGAACGCUGACAAGGCGCGAUCGACUACGAGGAGACUAGGAGGAUCGACCACGGUAAAGGCCGAUAAUUAUCCUACAGGACGAGGAAAUCGAAACUCUCUACUCGCUGGAACACGCUGACUGGGCGGAUUCUUCGUCCUGCUCGCGCGAUCGACGGAUCGCUCGAUCGUCCACUCAUUAUCCAUAUCGACACACGUAUAAGUGUAACCGCGUCGUAGGCGUUAAGCUCCAUUAAAGCGUAUAGACAGAUAAGGUAUAAAACAAUGUUGCCGCGGCUUUAGUGUACAAUAAUGAAUCGAGUAUACGUUUUCUAGUCCUCGAUAGAGACCCAAUCGACACGUCCUUUCCUUCGUUCACUCAUUCUCAUUCCCCCGUCGUUUCUUUUCCUUCCCUUCUUCGCAUCCGCGUCCAAUCCCGCUGGUUCUUUUUUACGACUUUGUAUCUUGACGGUCACGAAUACACAGGACAUUUAGUCCUCGCGCUCGAUUUUGCCGUUAUAUUCCGACCGAUGUAACGACAACCCGGAAGCGCGUUAUUCUGCGCCGGACAUAUCGUGUCGUCGUUGCGAGCGCGCGCGCGCGCCUUUCGGCGCCAUGUACAUAGGUGUAUAUAUACAUAUAACUAUAUCGAUUGUAUCGCCGAUGAAUUUGCCGAUUGUACUAUUUACGACUGUAUCGGAUCAAUAAAACGCAACGAAAAACGCCUGC
This is a messenger RNA of Pogonomyrmex barbatus (red harvester ant), 6120 nucleotides long. It is a transcript of the gene Trim9, whose product is annotated as E3 ubiquitin-protein ligase Trim9. Lineage: Eukaryota; Metazoa; Arthropoda; Insecta; Hymenoptera; Formicidae. Gene Ontology annotation, cellular component: neuron projection. Gene Ontology annotation, molecular function: protein binding; zinc ion binding. Gene Ontology annotation, biological process: axon guidance. The record is from RefSeq and is a predicted model, not a curated record.